AUGGACUUUCGCCUGAAAGGCCCCAAGGGUCAAGCGACCUUGCGGAAAGUGCCGCCCGAGCGACCACUCGAGGAGUUCCUUCAGGAGAUCUCCGAUGCGUCCGGCGUGCCAGUGCCAUGCUUGAGCCUCCGGGUGGGUUUUCCGCCCCAGCCGUUGCAGCUGCGCCUGGGCUCAGCGGCAGACACGGCGACGGGGCAUGGGGACUGGGCCUCUACGGAGCGCGCGGGCGCGAGGGACCGGGCGCCGGAGGAGAGCGCGCGCGGCGCGGCGACGCUGGCCGCGUUGGGCUUGAAGACCGGAGAGUCCAUCGUGGUGCAACACGUGGAGCCGGUCGAGGCGCAGGGCACGGUGCUGAAAAGGAGCGGCGGAAUUGGGACGGGGAGGAUCAUCGCUGCGGACAACAGCUGCCUGUUCAACGCCUUUGGCUACGUGCAAGAGAAGCUCCGGGACAAGGCGCCCAGCUAUCGUCAGCUGGUGGCCCAGCGGAUCAAGGAGGACCCGGAGCGCUUCUCCGAGGCCUUCUUGGCCAAGCCCAACGAGGAAUAUUGCAGUUGGAUCUUGAAGGAUCAGAGCUGGGGUGGUGCCAUUGAGCUUAGCAUCCUGGCGGAGCACUUCCAAUGCGAAAUCGCUGCCUAUGACAAGUUCUGCGUUCUGCCCUGCCUCAACGAGAGCAACAGCUACGGCUUCGACCCGUCUCGAUGGAUCCGAUGGCCCGAACGGCCGAUGGCAACGAACGGUGCAAGGGUGCAGAACAGGAUCGAACUCGCGGUUGCUCCGAAGAUCGCACCACGAUUCACUUGCCGCGAUUGCCGCAGCUUUGAGGCUGCCGUGCGAGACAUUUGCACCAAGCGACGGGACCUGCACGGCGAGGGGCAAGGCUACCGCACACGGUGCAUGUUGAUCUACGAUGGAAUUCACUACGACGCCUUGGCCUUGGCGAAAGACCCCCAGGCGCCCGAGGCCGAGGACGUGACCGUCUUCCCCGCCGGUGGCGUGGCCGAGGUGGUGGACCUGAAAGCCCGUGCGUUGGUGGAGGAACAGCACCAGCAACGGCAGUUCACCGACACCGGGAGCUUCUCGCUGCGGUGCAUCGACUGUCAGAAGGGCUUGAAGGGCGAGAAGGAGACCGAGCGACGGACGUAG
Durusdinium trenchii is the source of this 1143-nucleotide messenger RNA. The record is from the annotation of a GenBank genome assembly. Lineage: Eukaryota; Dinophyceae; Suessiales; Symbiodiniaceae.